UUGUAAAAUUUUCUCUUUUAAUGCUUUUUCACAAGAAUAGAGAGAGAACCUUUUAUAGCCCCACCUUUACUUCCUGCAACUUUUCAGUUUUUCAGUUUCAAUAAGUUGAAAUCAAAGAAAAAUAAUUAAUUCUAUCUAAACACUAUAAAUACACAACACAAGCAAUAGACCCCACCAUCUCUGUCUUUUUCUUCUUCUUUAUUUAUACAAGUCAUAGGUUUGGCCUAACCUAAACCAAGAAACAUGUCACAAAGGUUGGCAUAGGCUUUCUUUUUUUCCAAGAGAUUAUUAGUACAAUAUAGGUAGCAACCAUUCUCCUCAUUCGUUUGAGGAACAAAUCAACUUGUUAUUAUUAACCAAAAUCUCACCUUUUUUGCUUCUUCUUUUGACUGAUUUUGUGGUAAGAAUUUUUUGUGGUUCUUGUUUUCUUGGUCCUACUGGUAUACAAACAUGGCCAUUCAAGCGCAAUUGUAUUCGGAUAGUCUUGGGUUUCAUAUGGGAAGUUCGCAGGAUUUAAUUGACAAUAAUGCUUGUGGUUUCAAUCAAUUUUGUUUUAAUCCUCAACAACAGCAGCAGCAACAACAACAACAGCAACUCUAUUUGUCACAAAUCCAACAGCAACAGCAGCAAUUUCAAAUUCUGAACCAGAAAAAUAAUAUUCAGAAUUUGAUGAACACAACAAAUUCUAUUAUGUUUCCUCAGAGCCUGGCUUGUCAAUUUGAGAGACAGAGUCUCGAGAUUGAUCAAUUCAUCAGUUUACAGAACGAGAGACUGAAAUUGGCUCUACAGGAACAGAGGAAGCAACAAGUGGCAUUAAUCUUGAGAAACUACGAAUCAAAAACUCAGUUUUUACUGAAAAAAAAAGACGAAGAAAUUGCAAAAGCAGCAAACAGGUCAAAGGAACUAGAAAAUUUCUUGAAAAGAAUGGAAAUGGAGAAUCAAACAUGGCAGAGAAUAGCCAAAGAAAAGGAAGCCAUUGUCCUUUCUUUAAACAACACAAUUGAACAGCUAAGAGAAAAUGUCUGUUAUCAAUCAACCAAUGGUGGUGUAGGAGAUGCAGAGUCUUGUUGUGAUGUACAACCAAUUGAGCAGAAAGUACAAUCAGAAGAAAGAAGAAAGAUGAUGUGCAAAAGCUGUAAUUCUAGUAAAUUGUGCAUGGUCUUCUUGCCUUGCAGGCACCUUUCUUCAUGCAAAGAUUGUGACCCUUUUCUCCAUUCAUGUCCUUUAUGUAACAUGGUCAAGAAAGCAAGCAUAGAGGCUUUGAUUUGAUUUCUUUAUGAA
Capsicum annuum is the source of this 1281-nucleotide messenger RNA. Its product is annotated as probable BOI-related E3 ubiquitin-protein ligase 2. The transcript has 2 exons. Gene Ontology annotation, molecular function: ubiquitin-protein transferase activity. The record is from RefSeq and is a predicted model, not a curated record. The coding region runs from base 451 to 1269 and encodes 272 amino acids. Lineage: Eukaryota; Viridiplantae; Streptophyta; Magnoliopsida; Solanales; Solanaceae.